This is a messenger RNA of Anopheles darlingi, 17524 nucleotides long. RefSeq lists its product as uncharacterized. Bases 1747 to 13917 code for a protein of 4056 amino acids. The transcript is spliced from 13 exons. Lineage: Eukaryota; Metazoa; Arthropoda; Insecta; Diptera; Culicidae. The record is from RefSeq and is a predicted model, not a curated record.
AUCGUCUUACACUUGCUAAUUUGGUCCACAAACCACAGCGUGGACACUUCAUUGACAGGGAAUACGCGACGAAGGGGUUUUGUGACGGUGAAAAUCGGCGUGUAAUUGUCUCUGGCGUCUGUGGCGAUGGCGUUCCCAGUUUUUCUCAGCGCGCCCACCCGCCCCCAAUCGCCGUGCCAAUAAUGGUGUUUCGGAUUGAGUUGAACGGUGCCAUCGAGUGGCCAGCAGCAGCAGCAGUGUAAUACGCGGUUCGCAAUGGACAUUUUCUCCGCCUUUUCCAUCGCUCGCCGCUGCCAUAGAAGUGUGUGACAAAUGUCGAAGGGAAAAUGGAACCAUAAAUCACAAACCACCACCCUCGCGCACCGUUACCCUCCCAUCCGUUUACUACCAAGUGCACCUGCUCUCUCUCUCGCUGACACUACCACCAACAGCAGCAACAGCAGCAGCAGCACUAGCAGCGUCAUUACCCUUAGCCCGGGUUCGGAUCCGCGAAAUUAAUGUUGUUUAUCUCGCGCUGCUGUGGCGGUGUUUUUCACCCUACGAGCGACCCCUCCCCCCUUCCCCUUUGGCGGUGAGCACGGGAAAGGCUGGGAAAAAUCUUCGUAAUUAGUAUCGAUUACAGUGCUCUGCAGUGAAAGUUCCGUUUCGGUUCCAAAUGGGACGGGUUGCAGCAACAAAAAAAAAACGGAGAGAACGUCCAACACCAAACGCGGCACGGCCGCACUCGAGAGACAGAGAAAGCGAAGGGGAGCGACCUCUCGGCAUCAGUAUCUAGAAGUGAUGGUGUUGCAGAUUUGUGAUUCGUGAUAUGUGCGGACUUUUGUAUCCGAUAGAAUCUGCGCCGUACUAGCCUAUCGUAUUGCUCUCCACACAUCCGCGUGUGUGUGUUCAUUCCGGGUCACGUUUUUAAAGUACACGUUAGACGCCACGGCGUCGUCUGUCGGUGGGGUUUUUGGGUGGCCGUGUGGCCGGGGGUUAUAUUGAAAAAUGGGUCACCGAAUUAGUCGCCUGCUGGUGGUCGCGUAGUGGUCUGGUGGUGGUGCUAUGUAGAUGAGCGACAGCGUACGCGAUGCAGCAUCAGCAUCAUCAUCACGCGCGUCGUUACCAUGUGUGUCGUUGGUUGCUACGAUUCAUCGGACAUCUUUGCUUAUGCUAAACGGAAACUUCUAGCGCAAUAUUAAAUUGACCUGGUGCGGAGAAAUCCGGGAGCGGGAUCGCAGGAAUCAUCAUUGAGGAAGUCAAAUCACGCAUCGUGUCCAGCAGCGUGGCACCUAGUUUACCGUGGAGAUAUAGUAUUUAGCGUAUAGAGUGGCCGAGCGUAAAGGCCUCUCCGCUUUGCCUUCUAAGUCACGUAGUAUAUCCAAUCGUACGUGUCGCCGUGUACGCUGGACAGUGUCAGUGCCUGUGUGUGUGUGUGCGUAUGUGUGUGGAUUUGAAGGAAAAGCUAAAGAAGGCGUCCAAGUUGGACGGAGAAAUGCGAAGCGAAAUAUCGUAAAUCGAAGGAAUGGCAACGAAGGCGACGAUGGCGCUACACGCACCGCAAAAGUAGUGGACAACCGCGCGCGAGUUUGAGAAAGUCAGUUUUUGCUCGAAAAAAUACGAAAAUAGGUUUGGCGAGAUUUGCGUGUUGUGCCGGGGUGCUGGGAAUGAAUCCAUUGCUUUUUUGCUCGUUGCCCCAUUCUCGCCCCCUUCAUUCAUUAAUUCUGUGGCAUUAACGCAAAAAACGGGAAAGACGAAAAUAGGAAAAUGUUUAGCUGUCUCUGGCAAUUGUGGGACUGGAUUGAUCCACCCACCUUCACGACGAUGGAGAGCAAAAAGCUGCAGCAACUGCAGCAGGCCAACUCACACCUGGCCCCGAUGCCGCAGAUGAAAGGGCCCGGUUUCCAGCAAGCUCCACCCGGCGGCUAUGAUUACGGAACAUCGGGAGCGACGGGGCUAGGGCACGGUAGAUCACCAAUGUAUGUAGCGACCGGUGGUGGACCGGGAACCGCUGCCGCCGGUCAAUAUCAAGCGUACGGUGCUAAUUAUGGACAGCAUCCUUCGCUACGGUCACCGUACUCUACUGGUAGUCCCAAAUCAUCGCUCAGUACCAACAGUGGCGCUCUCUACGGAGCAACGGAUGGUGGCGAGUUGUCUUCAAACAGUGGCGGCGAUCGGCAUCUACUUCAUCCACAUCACCAACAGCAACAUUAUCGUAGUAACACGCUCGGUGCAAGUAGCUAUGGAUUCGAACAACAGCAGCAGCAGCAGCAUUUGCAGCGAGUUAGCUCGCCAUCUAGUAGCGGUGAACGGGAGCGCCUCUAUCAAACGGCACCUCUCGUGCGCAACGCUGCAGUCGGUGGUGCCGUCGGUACGCCACAUUCGGUGGCCAGCAAUAGUAGCAAUGCGCACGCACCGAUGUCCAAACUGGAGCUACAGUUUCAGCAGUUGCAGCGCGAAAAGAUCCAGCAGCAAAUCAAAACCGCCACCGAGGCGAUCGCGCACCAACAGCAAACGUUCGCCUUGCGCCAGCAGCUGAACCCACCGGUACCGAACUACCAUUUGAAACAGAAUCUGCUGCAAAACCUUUCUCAGCACCAUCAACAGCAGAUUCAACAGCAGCAGCAGCAGCAGCAGCAGCAGCAGCAGCAGCAGCACCAGCAACAACAACAACAACAACAGCAGCAGCAGCAACUGCAGCAGCUACAACAGAAGCAGCAGCAGCAGCAGCAGCAGCACCAACAGCUACAGAAACAAAAUCCUCCUCAGCAGCAUCUUCAUCCUCAGCAGGCGGCGAAACAGCAAACAGAGAGGCACCAGCAGCAGCAAAUGCAGCAGCAACAGCAGAUGCAGCACAGUAUGAAGCAGCAACACCAGCAACGUUACCCUGGCAAUGGCAAUCACAAUCGAAAUGUACCGCCAUCUAGUUUAAACCUUCUAAAUCACUGCCAACCAGCCGCAAACGAGAAUGAUAAAAUGGUUCGUGGCAAUCAUCAUCCAUCGGGCUCAUCUUCGGUGGCGACAGGUGCGUACCCUGUCGGAGAUGAGGAUGCGUUGUACCAGAAGAGUGGCGGGUUUUCCAGUGUUGCUUCGCCGCUCGCGGCCGGCGCUAAUGGUGAAAUUAUUAUCCAGCAAAACAUUCCCGGUCAGGUGGUGAAUCAGGCCUGCCAGACACAAAUUAGCUCGCUGGUAACUGGCGGUUCCGGAAAACAGCAGCAGCAGCAGCAGCAGCAAUCGAUCAAGCCUUCGCCAUCCGAUACACUCUCUUCGCCGUCACACGAUUCGAUUGAACGUAAGCGAAGCACCGGUGGUAGUGGACAGCAGCAUACACUGAAAUCACCCGUCACCAAGCGUCCGGCCAAUGCGGUCGUUGCACUUUCGGGAUGGUUGUACAAGCAGGGCUCGGAAGGGCUCAAGGUAUGGCGUCGUCGAUGGUUCGUGCUGUCGGAGUACGUGCUGUACUACUACAAGGGCCCGGAAGAGGAGAAGCUGCUCGGUACGGUGCUCCUACCUUCGUAUCGAGUAUCGGCCUGCUUCCCGGAGGAUAAGAUCUAUCGAAAGUUCGCCUUCAAGUGCGAACAUGCCAACAUGCGUACGUUUGUAUUUGCGGCCGAAAAUGGUGAAUCGAUGAGCCAGUGGGUCCGUGCCCUCACACUGGCCACAAUGAUGAUGCAGGGUAGCGGAGCUGGUGAGAUGGAUUCCGCAAACCUUCAACAGCAACAUCAAGUGUCGAGCGAUACGUCGAGUGGAACGACGAGUGGUGGCCAAUCACAUGGUUCUAGCGACACAGCAAAGAUGGCUCAGCAUGCUGGCAAGCAGCCGGUGUCUAAUGGAAGCAACGGUGCCGGUGGGACGGCCACUAACCAAGAGAGUAAUUCCCUCCCGCAACCGUUGUACGCCAAUGCGCCACCUAAACCCAGACGCGUCAAUGAUGCCGGAUAUUCUUCGCCCAGUCCUGACCAUGUGAUUCUGAAUGAUCGAUAUGAUCACAUGAUACAGCAGCAGCAGCAGCAACAAUUGGUGGGAGCUGGUCAGUUCCCUUCCGGUUCAGCUCCGGGAGCCCCAAUGAACAAUCGCAUGGGAGGAGCUGGGUCAAUGAACGCUAUUCUGUCAGCGAAUGCCAUCUACGGAGAUCCUAAACGCAUAGAGCGGGAUUUGUACAUCCAGAAGCUCAUCGAACAGCAACAACAGUCCCAGUUAAAUGCACAAAAGCAGCAGCAGCAGCAACAGCAGCAGCAGCAGCAGCAGCAACAGCAACAGCAACAGCAGCACCAGCAGCAGCAGCAAGUUGGUGCAAUGCAAGCAUCGCCACUGCAUGGCCAAAUGAUGCGCGGUAAUGCGGGACUUUCUACCAACCCAUUCCUGUAUCCAGCUAGUAAUGAUCGGCGCACUCCGGAUACAUACGGUCCGCCUAAUUCUGCCGUCGAUCCGAAACAUAUGUCCGAUUACGAGGACAUUUACAACCUGACAAUGCUCUCGAAAUCACUUCCCACCAAUGCACACGGUCCGGUUGAUAGUUCAACAAGUGGCAGUUAUAAGCGGCCAGCCAGUCCACAACGUUAUACCGGCAGCGGUGGCAUUACAUCGGGAUCAUAUGGAACGCCUAACACUUCUUAUAGUGGCAAUCCCUUCGAGACCCCUGCAAUGACACCACAGCAUCAGGUGCAGAUGCGAUCACCCAGGUCGAUUCCACCGUCCAUACCUCGACCCCAUUCGGCCGACUUUUUAGACUACGAGGCAAGGCAUCCAUUGAAUCAGGGUCCCGGAGCUAGUGGCAAUGACGAGCAUCAAUCGACGCCCCAUCGAACACCACGACCCAAGUCCAGUCUCGACAUUAAUCGCACACCUGAUCACUACUACUAUUCUGAGGCGAGCUAUGCCGAAAAGAUGCGCCUUCAGAGUGCAUCGUAUCUGCAGCGAACGGCCAACAACAGCGUCGGAAGCGUUGGAGUUUCACGCAAGCAACGAUCCGAUGAUACGCAGGGAUCGUUUGUCGGUGGAACAAUUCCACGCGAUGGUCUGUUGUAUCGCAGCGGCAGCGGGAAGCUGUUUCCCAACACGCCACAGCACGGCCAACCACAGCAACAACAUAACCACAUCCAGUACAUGGCCUCUGAGGGUGACUUCAUGCAUCCCGAGGGUGGAGGAUCGCUAAGCAUGCCCCGACCAUCCGCCACUGGCGAUCGUAUCGCAUCGGGUGCACGACCCUCAGUACAGAGCCUGAAGAAACCAGGGUCCGCGGCCGCCGUACAGCAGCAACAACAGGAACAGUUCGCUCGGUCUGCGAGCGCUCGCUUACCGCGCAAAGACGAGGAUCCUGGUGUACGCGAUGGAGAACGGAAACGCGAAGAGUCGAUGAAGCGAUUGCUCGAAUGGAAGCAACGGAUGCUGCAAUCACCGUUGACGAAGAAGAUCACAAGUGGACAGCAGUCGGUAACAAUGGCAUCCGUUGAAUCGCUGCAUCGUGAAUCGAACUCUUCGCUGCUCGCGGAUCGUUAUGGUGGCGGUGCAGGUGGGGGCACUGCAGCAGAGUACUAUGGUCAGGCCCAGCAAGCACUGGCAGCAUCGUACGAACGUCAAUCGAUUGGCGAUCUUACACGCAUUGGCAGUAGUGCAGCAGGCAGUGCGAGCCAUCACAGUAGUGCGAUAAAUGUGACUCAAGGUGCGUACGGUAGUCAGCUGAAGCUGAACGGUGGUGACUACAAUAGCUACUCGUCGGAUGAUGAAGAUGGAAGCAAUUUUGCGCCGGCAGGAAGGUCAUCCCCACUCGUUAGUACCCCGGCGACUGCGCCCACCCACCAGCAGGCGGGUGGUAGUAGUAGCAAGGGGGUAGUGGUAGCAGACGCACGACACAUUCUAACACAACAACACAACCUUCGCCCCGGCUUCCUCCGAAAGGCCGCUGCCGCUACCGGAGGCCCACAAGAGGGCAGCACUGAUAGGAUGCACGCAUUAACGCAAACCUUCUACUCCGACACCGGUGGCGGUGAUGGUGAUGAUAAUAAUGAUAAAGUGGAUGGUGGCGAUCGUACGGAUGGGAGUUUGGUUAAGUUGAAGCUCGACGAGACAGGAUCUCAGGGCAGCAGUACUAGACCGGGCCAAAAAGAGCUAACCGUCGAUCUGUCGACGGCACAGACCCCAGGGGAGGAGAUGGACGAGGAAGAGGAGGUUUAUGAGGAUAGCUUAGUGAAUCAUGCGAGUCCUAGCGUAAGCCCUAACCUAAGCAUGGAUGCGAACGUUUAUGAGAAUAGUUUCGUUAAGCCACCUUCAAGGAUGGCGGAACAGCAGGAGGGAAUUCAGGGAAAAGCUAGUGCGACUCGUGCGUUCGGGGACAGCAAUUCGAGCGGGGAUCAACCAAGAACCGUUCCUAGUGGGGAGCUUGGCAAGGAUAACAGAACAAGCUUUAACGAUGGUAAUGGUAACGAUGGAUUGAAGGAUGGGGCACAGCAAAUGGUGUACGUACCGGUUUACAAGCAAACAGCGUCAUUAAGCAUAAAGGCUCUGCAUAGUGAUGUUGCCACUCUCGCUGGCAGCAGUGUACAGGAGGCGACUCCGCUCGAUGCAAGCGAAAAGACAUCACCGGUGGUUGAAGUCGUUGAACAAAAAGCACCGGCAGCCGAAGAAGACGAUGAAACGGAAGAUGUGUUCGAAUACACGGACGAUGAUCUUGACGAAGCCUUGCAGCAAGCGGAACCGGACCAGGUGGAAUCGCGAGAUGCGGAAUCGGCGGAACCACCCGAUACGGGUACAGUGAAGCGUGCGAACGUUGUUCAAAAGACGAGCUACGUGAGUGGAGCUGGUGGUGGUGGGGACGAGAUCGAUGAUGAUUUAUCGUUGCAGAUCCUCGAAGGACAUUAUAUGCCUAUGACACCACGGAAAAGCCUUAUCAGUGGGGCAACUAGUUUGACCACGCUGUCACCACCUCCGAAUCGCAAUAACAGUGGCCACGUGGAACAGACGGGUGCCCCCGUGGGUAAGCUGCGACCGAGCGAAAGCCUAACGGCGAUGGACAUAUUGAACUCGAUACAGAAGAGCACCAGCAACGAGAUGCAGAUAUGCAACAGUGCAGGGGCGCACGAUGAGAACACGUACAUCGAGAUGACGAGGGGUACGCUCGGUAAGAGUGUGUUCGCGGACGAGCUACGUACGAGUACCACGUACGAGGUGAUCAUGGUACCUCCAACGGGCGGUAUAAAAACCAAAUGGAGCAACAAUCAGGAUACGAAUCGUUCACGUGACUCACCGAAUCGAACGCCGGAUGCGGCGACGGAACCACUGUACAUGGAGCUUUCACAGUUACAGAGCAGAAGCGUCAUCAGCAGUACUAGCAUCGAAGCAGCCAGCAAAAUGAGCAAUCUACAUCCCGCAUCGUCGCCCCCGGUGAACGCGCGGAGUGAAAAGUUGAAGAAAACGCAAAACACUGACGGUAGUGGUGGUGGUGGUGGUGCUGCCGCUGGCCCCAAGCUGAUGGUUCCCUCUGGUGGUGGCAAGAAAAAGAAAAAGGAUAAGAACAACUGGCCCGAUAUACUGAUGCAGUCGAGCAAGAGUGACGAAAGUGCAAGCGAUUCCGAUGCGUACGAUAAAAUUGUAGAAGAAAAACGCAAGAAGAAACCGAACGCCCUCACAAGUGCUGGUAGCACCGCCAGCAAUGUGCCAUCAAAGGAGAAGAAAGGUAAAGCGUCUGCGGCGACCAUCAUCGCCGUGGAGCAGCACAACCGGAUCGGUGCGUCGCGGUCACGCUUUAGCCUUUCGGAUACGUUCCGUCCUGCAUCGUAUUAUCUUGGUGCGAGCGGAGGAAGUGGUUCGACGCAUGGUGUCACUACUGGUGGCACCGUAUUCGACACACUACUGGACAGUUCGGACAGUGAAAUCAUGUCACCACCACCGAUACCGAUCAGCUCGGUACCUUCGGACGAUCCGGACGGUGAUGGUGAGUAUCGUGGAGUGCGGCGUCGCGAGAAGUUCCGCUCGAACGAGGCGAUCAGUGAUCUGAUCAAAAGCCAUGCCCCCGAGAAGCGACAGUCGGUUCAGAGUCUGGUAAUAGGGAAUAGCAGCCACAGUGUAGCUCAUUUCGGCGGGAACUUAGCCUACGCUCGACGUGAAAGUGGUAGCAUCUCUUCAAAUCGAUCGAGCUUGCGAAGUGGCUCGCAAGGACUGCUCGCACCGUUUGUUGGAAAGCAACAGCAGCAACAACAACAGGCACCAGUAAGCACUAGUAAUUCACCGAUCGUACUCGAUCGGUACGAUGGUGUUUCGAAUGCUUCUUCGGAGUAUGAGCUGCUCCGAGAGGGUGCCACCCUAAGGGGAACGGAGCAGGGAUCCAAUAUUGCUGCUGCGGCGGGAGGAGUCGGUGGGCUGGACAGCCUAUCUAUACGCAGCUCCAUGACACUCUCGGAAACGAGUGGCUCGAUCGAGUGGCGCAGUCGUUCAUGUAUGGACGUGUCGAUGCGAAACAAACGGCGUCCAAUAUCGGGCAGUUCGGUCAACUGUCCGAUUGAGCUGGCACUCGAUGGGACCGCACCGGUGGCAGACUUCUAUGCGCCCAACUCCUCCUCCGGUGGUUCUGGACUGGAAAGCCAGUUUAACCGUUACCUCAGUAACGUGAACCACGAUAUGGUGAGUGAAAGUGUCCAGGACGGUAGCAGUACGGCAACGGGCGCCGAAGAGGACGAGUAUGGCAUGGCUGCCUCAAACUAUUCGCAAAAUGGACACGAUAACAGUAUCUACUACGAAAAUGUCGAUAUUAUGUCGGCUUCGGUGCGUACGAGCGAUGGUAGUAGCGUGAACAGUAGCACUAUACUAAGUCCGCUGCGCGAGAAGAACCUUUCCCUGCACGAUGCACGCUGUCAAUCGGAGUAUCUGAGCACGGUACAUGAGGGGCAUAGUUUGGAACUAGUGGCGGCGGCUGCUGCUGCUGCUGCUGCCGCCGCUACAAUCGACACAGCAUCACUCUCCUCCGCGAUGGAUCUCGAUCAGCGCAGCUCCUGUACGGUACGCUACGAUUACGAUCGUUCCAAUCAACCCACCAUCGGCACACCAACGGCGGAAUCGGGUGCCUACCACCAUCACAGUCGCAACAAUAGUACCCUAUCGUCCGAGUGUGCACCUUACUACUAUUCUGAUUUGCAGGGACGAUCGGAAGAAGAGGAGGAGCAAAACCCUCCCCAGCACUCAUCGUCAAGAGCGUCUUCCGCAGCCGGAGCAAAUAACUUGCGUUCCCCGGGUACCGCUGGCAGUAGUGGUGGUGCCGAUACACUCAACAAUCAGCGUGAUCCAGGUGGAUUACGGCGGCAAACGACGGGGAUCUUCCACAUACAGAAUCCACUUAACAACCUGAAGACGGCCAAUCUACUGCUGGAUGCGUCGGCUACUGAAAAGCACGCCGAGAUUGAUCGCAAGAAUCUCUACGAAUCAGAUCGGAUAGUACAGAAGGAUGUAAACAAGACGAUCGCCGCUACCACACUGGCCACCGGACACAUCACAAAUGGUUCAGCGACACUUGAUAGACGGCUCACCGGUCGACUAUCCAUGAUGAGCAGUGGUUCGACAGCCGGAACGUCACAAGAGAGGGGACAUCCGCAUGCGGGAGGCACGUCGGCGAGCGGUGGUACGAGCAUCCUACAGCAUCUGAUGGCCGCGUCACCAUCGGUAAACAUCUCAUCGGGCGAUCAGCUGUGGGAAGAGGAUCACCUGUGGCGCGACAACUUGCGGCGCGUGUCGCACAUUCACGCCAAAUCGAUGGACAAUCUCGAUCACCUCGGUACCAUUCGGUCACCGACUACGGCACUGAUGGCGGCGGCGGCGAGCAAGAAGCGAGAAGAGACCGAUCGGGAUGGAGAAUCAUCGGGGAUCGUGGAGAUAACGAAACCGACGGUCAAGAUCAACCGCCGGGAUGUGACGUACGUUAAUGAGGCAGUAGCCAAACCUGCAACCAUGAGCAAUGGUGGCGGCGAGAGUUCUGUCGCGGGUCAAGCGUUAUCGAGCCACUGCAGCAGCACCAGCAGCAACAGCGGUAACCAUCCAAAACAACUGGCUGCUUGUCUGAGCGCCGGUCACGACGAAGAAACGGAUGGAGACGAUGUAUAUGUGCAACUUGCGGCGAGCAAUGUACCGUCGACGGUGCGAAUGAUAGUGCAUGAGGCUGGCGGUACGCCCACUGGUAGAGAUGGUGGCAUCCACUGCUCAUCGCCAUUGUCCAGUGCCCGGGAAUCGGAUGCAGUGUACGAGGUGCUGCGGGACGAGGUGAACCGGUAUGACAUCAAUCGGGAAACCAUACGACAGUGGGAUCUGAUGUCGAGCGGAUUGGUCAACAGUGGUAGCAGCACCGGAAGCAGCAGCACAGCAAAGGCUCGAGAAGGUGCUGGUGUUGGUAGUUUUACCGCGGGAAGCCUGUCGGCCAAGUAUAUGGGAGCUUUCGGUUCAAUCGGCAAGCAGCAAUCGGAUGGGAUUCCAGCCAGUCCGAACAACAAUAGCGUCAACAUUAUCAGCAACAAUAAUUCAACGACGGCACGGUGCACCAGCAGCAACAGUGCCACUGCUGGUGAUAUACUGAUGAGAAAUGAUACGGACAGGGACAAUGGGAAUGCCGUUGAGGACGAAAGCCGCCAUCGACGUGAUGAAGCGCUGUUGCUUACAAGAUCUUCCAUUUCGGUGCGCAACGUGUUCAACAUUCCUAAGGUGGGGCUUACGGUGAAACCUGAUCCUUCGGAUGCGACCUAUAUGGCACACCAACACCACCAGCAGCAGCAGCAACAACAUCAUCAACUGCAAAUGCAGCAACAGUACGACAUGCUAACCGCUGAAUAUUAUCCGGACGAUAAGUACAUUCGGCCCGAUAUCAGCUUCGAAUCGACGCAUGAUCUGUACACGCAGGCACAGCUGCAGCGCGCCCAGGAGCUAAACUUGCAGCAGCACUACCAAUUGCAGGACAUCGAUAGAAGCCUUGCGACGAUGCAGGACCAUCAGCAGCAGCAGCAGCAUCAUGAGCCGCUGGGUGUCGCUUCGCCGCAAACGCCGCUAGGAUAUCAUCAUAUUCCUACUGAUCACCACCAGAAGGUGCUGAGUGAGAAUAAGCGCUCAUCGCAACUGGAAAUGAAGCCCUUAGACGUGUCUGCCGGAGAUUUGUUGAAUCGAACGCACGAAGAACUGAUACUUCUGCUGAUUCAAUUGCGGCGCCAAAACAGUCAGACGGCUCGAGCGAUCGAGCAAUGCUGCACGAACAUUCACGAGAUACAGAACCUGAUCCGUACUGCGGAAGGUGACCGAAAGGCGGAUAGCUUGGUGCGCCUAGAGGCACUGAAGCAGCAGUUGAUCGAGCUGGAGAAGCAGUACGAGAAAGAGAAACCGCUGAUUAAUCUCGUGGAUAAUAUGGUCAAGCUGGGAAGCCUGUACCGAGGGCCAAUGGUAGCUGGUGGUAGCAAACAGCUUCAAUCACCCGAAUCAGCUACCCUGGAUCGGCUGGAAUUUAAUCAGCGCAUGCAGGAACGGCGACUUCUGCAGGAAGAGCAGCGCCAGUGGGACCGCACUAGUCCGAAUCACGUCGAGCUACAGUCCAAGGUGCAGCAGCUUUACCAGAUCGACAAGCUGAUGCAGGAGGAAUCAGGCACACUGCAGGCACUCCAACGGGAUAAGGAAAAUCUGGAGAAGGCAUUGGCUACUCUGAAGACCCGUAUUUUGAGUCGUGAAGGUAACAUACCGGUAGCGUCGGACACGGCUAGACAGCAGCAGCACACGUUGGAGCGCGAAUUAUCUCGGGUGCAUCAGCUGUUGGCAGCCAAUUCCAAGAAAUUGGAAAAAACCGUUUCCACUAAUGCGCGGCUAGAGCAAGAAUUGUUGGUACUGCGUCAAAAACUGCAAGCGACCCGGGAGCAUCGCUCAAUGCAUUCUGUGUACGACUCGAAUGCGUCAAUGGACGGUGGCAUGGGUGGUGCUGCUGGUCAGUACACUACCGGCUCAGUGACAGCAGUUCUGGAGUCGGAAUUGAAGCGUGCUAAGCUGCUUGUCGGCGAUAUGCAGCGCCAACGGCAAGAGUUAGGGCAAGCCGUACGCCAGUUAACGGCUUAUGGAGAAUCGAACGGAACGCUGUCGCACUCGGACCGUCAUCAUCAGAUGGAUGAAAAGCAUCAUCACCAGGAGCAACAUCAGCAGCAGGGACAGCAGGAGAGCGAUGAUCAACAGCAUUCACAGUCGAAAUCGUCCAAACACAAGCGCAGUUUUUCAUCAUCUUGGGUUGAAACCGAUCUGGAUUCGACCGGUGGCAGUAAGGAUGGCCAGCACCACCGGACGCUUUCUUCAUCGAGCUCAAGCGUGCUGACAAUCGACGAUGAAAUGCAAAGUCUGUUCCUACCCAGCCAAGCUAGCAACAACAACAGCAGCAGCACACUGAUGGCUGGCCAUAAGUAUGCUCAAGAUGGAGAUGGUUCAAUGGAUGAGCUUUACAGUGGUGGCGGAGCGUACAGCUACGGGGCUGCCGCGAUGGCAGGAGAUAAGCAGGAAAUCAAAACGGUACGAAUCGUGAAACGCGAAUCGGAACGACGCAUGCGGGAUAAAGAAAAGAAUGAUCGCAAUAUAGCGCUCAGCUUAGAUCAGGUGCUCGAGGAGGAGGCCCAGCUGAUGGAGGAUUAUCAGCGAUCACGCUCGUUACCCCGCGGUUACGAGACGCAUGAGCUGUUCGUGCACAAUCAAGACACAACCGGUAGCAUUGGAGGACCCUCGCCAAUGGAUGGUAGUGGUCUGAUGAGUGAUUAUUACAGCAGCGUCGCGGCCUCGGCAAACGGUACUAGCUAUCCGGUUUCGCUUAUCGACCGACAGGCAGAUCUUUACACUGGGCACUUUGAACCCUCGUUGCAAUCGAAAUAUGUUAUGAAUGGCAGCAGUGAUGGUGGUUCCGAUCUAUACCACCAGCAACAACAGCAUCAGCUGCAGCAACAGCCCCAUCCUCAGUAUACGUCCGGUGCUUCUAGUAUGUCGACAUCUCUCGGUGCUAGCGGUUUAAAGCGGAAAACCGAAUCCAUUCAAAGCCUCACGAAUGCAAGCGCAGAGUUAGGGCCCGUGUUUCAGAGUGAAGCGGCCAAACAGAUCAUUAACGAGAUGGCUGCAACGGGUGGUGGUCCUACUAAUGCACUCGGAGACACCCCUAGUGGUGAUUCAGCUGGCAGUAGCAGUGGAGGUGAGGCGAAAGGAAUCUCGUCCGAACAGCAACAGCAGGCAGCAAUGCAAAGGCAGCGAGCUGAAACCCAAGCACGACAUCGACGGGCGGUACCGAAGGAUAAGCGACGUCACCAUACGGCUCCUCAUCACGUAAAUGCCAAAUCAAUCGAACUGAUGCACAGCGAAAACGAUAUGAACAAAAAUAAUGUCAAUUGGCGUGCGAGAGAUGACGUCGAUCUGGAGGUGACGAUUCGACCGCGCUCGAACGCACCGGACGUAGUGCGAUCGGCGUUAGGACCUCGAGAGAAAAUUUCCGAGCACACGAUCGAUAAGCUGUUGGCAGCACCAAGCAAGAUCCUUAUACCAGAGCGCUACGUCCCGGAGCAAACUCCUGAGCUGUCUCCAGAGGAGAAAAGGCGCCGUCAGGAGAAGGUGGAAGCGAUCAAAAAGAUGCUCUCCGACACGCCUAUUGGUAGUGGUGCUAAUGAACCCGGUGCAAAUCCUGCUCCGAACGCCGAGAAAAAGCAACGCGAGCAUCUUAUUCAGCUGAAUCAGAUACUUGCCCAGCAGGUCAUGCAAAUGAGUAAGAUCGUUGCAGAAAACUCGUCCGCCGUGCUUCCAUCGAAGAUCAAGCGAACCAGCAGUGCCCUCAGUGCAGUGGCAGCAGCAAACAGUAAACUGUCCCAUGACGAAAAAGAUCACUAUGAAUCGGACCUAGAGGAUUACGAUACGGAUUCACCGGCGGAACCACUUCCCCUGUAUCAACAGCGUGAGAAUUACUUUACCUAAGCCCCACCCAGAUUAGCCGGGGGCAGAAAUAAUUAGGGAGGAAAAUAUCAGUUGACUUCCGUCCGUGUCUUAGUAGCCAAUUUUCCUAUGGGAGCCGUAAUGCAAAAGCUUACACGAUAAGAGCUUCGAUAUGGAGGGGAAUGGUGCUAGGGACGAUGCAGCACGGUGAAACACAUACGAUCUUCCAGACAAACCCGUAUUUCAGCCUUAGGUGCUAAUUGCUACCGAUCCUAAAGGCUCGUUGAUUAGAUAGAAACUAUUUCAAACAGUUUCAUCUCGAUACUGACCGCCAUUACUUUUGAGGCAUUGCCAAUUCCUUUUGUACCCUACAGCCAAAAGGAAAUGCUAGCCAUAGGGCUUUGCAAGUUACCGCUGUGUUCAUAAAUCACUUAUGCUGCAGAAUACUAGUGAGGUCGCACUACUGGCUUUGAAGACGGCUAUACCAGUGAAUUAAUAUCGAACCAAAUAUGUAUCAAUUGACUACGCUAGGGCAGCAAGGGUAUCUACACAAGCUACUCCACCUAACUCUCAACGACAUAUGCCGUAGUGUACUGAGCGUGCGGGCAAUCAUUAGUGAAGUACCUUGGUACUGCCAUCGAAACCGGUUUCUUAUCUAAUCAAGACGCCCAUUACCUAUGAGUUUUGGUCUAUUUUGGUGCAUUGAUAGCAAGCCAACUAGACUCGAUCUUAACGGAUCUUAGCGGAAUUAUUGGAUCGAAUGUCCUGUAAAACGGGAAGCUGGAACGCUUACAUUUGGUUGUAUUUUCUAAACAUCAAAUCUAAAUUAGCUAAUUCCGCGAUCGUCGGGCUUAUGCAUCGGUAACCAAUCGCAUCAGCAGCAGCAACACCAUACUGGUGCAAUGGUUGAUCGAUCACAGGUUGGUCUCGAUUCAAUUAAGCAGGCAAUUUUUUGGGUUUGGCUUUGCUAUGGAAAAUGCGAAAACAAAGUACUUGAAACACAGUGAGAACGAUAAACGUAGGCGGCAAAUAUUCAGAUGAAAGGAAUAUAAAACAUACAUUCGUAUCGACAACGCAUUACCUGCCUAACUACGACUUAUAUUAUUACCGCAAAAUUAGUGCAUCAAUUAUCAAGUAUUAGUGAUAACAGCAGUGGAAUGGAGCAGUUUUGAAAUAGAGCAAAAGCAAGAAAAAAUAUCAUAAAUCACCCUAUCAACACACACACCCAUACACACCACAACAAGAGCUUCUCUGAGCGAUUACUAUCGUUCGAUCCAAGUAGAAUGGUAAGCACUACUUCUUCUUGAGAAAUCCAUAUCAUAAUCGCAAUCGGCUUUAACAAAAAAAUCGAAUCUCACCAUCUAGCAUAGAUCGUGUAACAUUCAAGCUCGUAUCUAGCUUUUCGGUUUCAUCUGGGUUUUGAAGAUUCGUUAGUGGGCGAUGAUCCUUUGUUCUAGCGGACUGAAACCUAAUCGUCCUCGCAUUUGCUCAAACAGACGAGAAGUGUUCGGAACUGAGAAUGGAAUAGAUGAGUGUAGCUGCAGUCAAUUAUGAAUUGUUGAGAUGCAGCGGAAGCCUGCAGACGGAUAUUUUCCGCUUCAUUGUUGCUUUCCUUUCCCAUAUCACCUGCGAAAAAAAAAACAGCUCGAUCACAGCAAGUGUCAAUCGAAAUUCGUAUACAAGGAAGGUAGUGCUGAUAACAAAGUCUGUAAGAACAAGCUAACUGGAUGUGGGAGAUAAAUUAUUCAAUGAACGUAACCCAUACCUUAUCACAGCCAUAUUAUGACUCUUGAACUAUUCGCAAUGUUUAGACAUAAAAUUAACCCCAACAGUAAAAUCGUUAUCAAUUAACGCAACCGUAACUCGGUACACACUUACUCGGUACAACAACUCACACAUCAAGCAAUAGUCCGGCACAGGCGAGUCACCCAUUAGAAGGCGAAGAUCAGAUAAUGUUACUAGCCCACAAACACACCUAACCAAUAAUCCACCAAAUAACGAUCAGUAUAGGAUGGUCACAUGUAUGGCCACCGGUCGCCUACAAUUAUUUGCUCAGUCAAUUUGUCGAAAAAUGACGGUGAUGAUCGUUCUAUUCGGUUGUCAAUCGGACGGGGUUAUUGGAGAAGGGGUGGGAUGAAUAGCUGGAUCGACGACAAACGCAGUAUUCUAAAUUGUCAAUAGGGUACCAGAGCCAAGGAGGGGAGUGAUACCAGACAUCACACCAGACCGACUCUGGCCGCAGAAUUCUUGUGAUAAUUCGAUGUGUUCCGGUUCGCUUUGUUUCGUUAGUAUCAUUCACACUGUGUACUAUGGUGGGGUAGCUUUUAGAGAGCAGAGGACGGCCGUAGAGCAUGUUUAGCGAUGCCAUAAUGUGAGAAUCGCUGCAAAUGGAACCACUUCACUUUUUCUCCAAAAAAUCCUUAAUUCAUCAAAGAUACCUGAUUUGAGUUGAAGGGAUGUAGAGUCGAGUAGAAAAGAAAAGUGUUGAGUGGAAUGCAGGCGAGGCGAGACGAGCUAGCUCAAUAUUUUAAAUCCUUCCGUACAAAACUCGGUCACUAAAACACGAUGCUAAUGAAGACACUGUUCUUUUACCGGCAAGCCAACAACUAGUAGUACAAUUUUAGCAAACGUAGAAGAAAGCACGCUCUCACGCAAAUAUAGAACGCAAACCGUGUGCGUUUCGUUUGGUAUUUACCACAACAGUAAAAAUGGACCACUGGUGGGUCCUGUAUUUGGAGGUUGUAAAUUAUUGGAAAUCGCAUUGCAUUGCACAUUUGGGUUUAAUUAUCCUUUUUUUUGUUUGUUUUCACUUUUGCAUUUUUUCCUGCCAUAUUAGAAAUUAUUCGUCUGUUGUGUUAUCUUCUUUUUAAUGUUGUGAGAGUGAGAGUAGGUGCCCGAAAUUGGUCAGAAACAGGAAGUGGCAUAUGCGGUGAGCGAUGGAUACAAUUUAAUUAGCCCUACAUUCCUUAGUGUUUACGUGAUGUAACCCUUGCUCAUUCACUUUGCAUGGUAUACCGCUCCAGUAAGAUGCGUUUAGAAGAGUGAUGUAAAUUUGAUUGCGCUCGAAAAGGUUUUUUUUCUUUUUAAAGAAAACUAUCUACCUAAUAAACAAAGCAUACAUUUUAAACUUAGAUGCAAUUAUAGGAAACAUUAUAUAAGACUCAUUACCACCAUUACCAACAUAAAUGAAUUGAGCAUAAAAUGGAUUUUCUUGCUUUCGCUCGGCGCUACGCAUCAUCAUCCCCAUAGCAACGAAAGCCGGCCUCGGUGAAUAGCUUGCGUAGGGAGGUAUUUUAGGGGUUAACAAACCCUGUGCCGAUUUGGCUACGGGUUGAUCCGGCUACAGGAGCGCAGUGCAUGGGCGAUUGAGAGCAAAUUAUAUGAGCAAAGACAUAGAGCGAAACAGAGAGGGAGAGAAAGAGAGUAGCGCAUAAGAUGUUAAAUUAUUAUUACUACUUAUGGAAAGAGUAAACGAUGAAUAAACUAUAACUUGUUGACGCAAGUCAAGAAACUGUACAAUAAUCAGACUGCAGUUGUGAAGAGAAGAGGUAAAGGGGAUAACACAACAACACCGAAAUCACAGGAACACGAAACACAAAGCAAACGAAACAGGCUGACGCAUAUAUACAUAUUAAACGUAAUAAACUUG